AUGUCGACGAACGGGGACAUGCCGAGUACCAGAUCAUACAAGGACGCGAUCCGCGCGCUCAACUCGCUCCAGUCGAACUUCGCGACUGUUGCUGUGAGGAGAAGCGCCGCUGUGGACGCUGCCAAGUUGAUGCCCGAGAUGUUGGAGUGGACGGCGAGAUGUGGCUACACUCCCGAGCAGCUAGACUCUCUGAAUGUGGUGCAUGUUACAGGAACCAAGGGAAAGGGCUCGACAUGCGCCUUUACGCAUUCUAUUCUGGAGCGUUAUAGAUCUGCGAUUUCUGGCCCAAUCACGCGAAUGGGAAUGUAUACUUCGCCACAUCUAAAGAGCGUCCGCGAGCGAAUCAUGCUGGAUGGUCAGCCAUUGGAUGAGGCGAGAUUUACUCGGUAUUUCUUCGAGAUCUGGGACAAACUCGGAUUGGCUGAGGACGGUGGUGAAGAGCGUCCGGCCUACUUCCGUUUUUUGACUUUGUUGUCGUUCCACGUUUUCAAGAGUGAGGGAGUUGAUACUGCUAUAUACGAGGUGGGUGUUGGUGGACAGUACGAUUCGACCAAUGUGUUUGUGAGGCCGACAGUCACUGGUAUUACUGCUUUGGGAAUUGACCAUACUACGAUGCUGGGGACGACUUUGGCUGAAAUUGCCUGGAACAAGGCUGGAAUAUUCAAGAAGGGAACGCCUGCAGUGACGGUGGUUCAACCGGAAGAAGGCAUGAAGGUGAUACGUGAACGUGCUGCUGAGAGAGAGGUUGCGUCGUUGGAGGUGGUCGAGAAACGCGAGGGAUUGGCAGGUAUCAAGCUCGGUCUUGCAGGCGAGUUCCAGAAGCAGAACGCAGCUGUUGCUGUUGAACUUGCACGCCUACACCUCAAGGCUCUGGGAGUUGCGGGAAUGGAUUUUGGACUUCAAGAUCCAAUCCCACUGGAGUUCGAGCGCGGACUUGAGGCUGCCAAUUGGCCUGGAAGAUGUCAGACCAUUCAUGAGGACACGAUAACCUGGUUCAUUGAUGGUGCUCAUACACUAGAAAGUGUUCAUGUUGCUUCUGAGUGGUUCGGAUCUGUGGUUCCCAAACAACGUGGUCAGCGCGUUCUUCUGUUCAACCAACAGACCCGUGAUGUGGCUGCGUUGAUUCGCGAAUUAUACGAAACCGUGGCAGCUGCGGGUGUUAAGUUCGAUCAUGUAAUAUUCACAACCAAUCUCACGUGGUCCUCGGGGACUUAUUCGGACGAUUUGGUCUCCAUCAACACCUCCCAGGAACAGGUGGACGAGCUGGUGGUGCAGAAGAGGCUUGCUGAACUUUGGUCUCAAAUGGACGACAAAAAGUCCAGAAAGCAUAUUUUUCACGACAUUGAAACUUCUGUGAACUUUAUAAGGUCUUUGGAGGGGCCCGUGGAUGUUUUUGUUUGCGGGUCGUUGCAUUUGGUAGGAGGGUUUUUGACUGUGCUCGAUAAAUGA
Messenger RNA from Kuraishia capsulata CBS 1993, 1449 nucleotides. RefSeq lists its product as uncharacterized. The record is from RefSeq and is a predicted model, not a curated record. The coding region runs from base 1 to 1449 and encodes 482 amino acids. Gene Ontology annotation, biological process: tetrahydrofolylpolyglutamate biosynthetic process. Gene Ontology annotation, cellular component: cytoplasm; mitochondrion; cytosol. The transcript has a single exon. Gene Ontology annotation, molecular function: ATP binding; tetrahydrofolylpolyglutamate synthase activity. NCBI's taxonomy places the organism in Eukaryota, Fungi, Ascomycota, Pichiomycetes, Pichiales, Pichiaceae.